UUAUGCUGACCCCAACAAAUAUACUUGCAAGUUCACUUGAAACCUAUUCACCAUCUUGAGAUACUGCUAUCCAAUGCUAUCGCACGCUAUUAAAACAGUCGUGUUGAGACUAGCCGGGGCCUAUUUCACACACCAUUAGAGAUAACGCCGCUUAAGUUUAUCAACCAUGGCGACCGAAAUCCCGAAAGAAAAGAAACUUCCUAGCGUGUUCCUGGGACAGUCAGGCCUGAAAGUCUCCAAUAUUUGUCUGGGCGCCAUGACGUUUGGGGAAUCCUCAUGGGGAAUCCCAGGACAGUGUGACGAGGACCUCUCCCACCAGAUUAUCGACCGGUUCGUCAAGUGGGGCGGCAACUUCUUCGACACGGCCGACGUGUACGGGCGGGGCCGGUCAGAGGAGAUUCUCGGCAAAUGGCUGGAAAGGCAAACAAGGGACAACUUUAUUGUAGCCACUAAGGUCCGUUCAAACAUGGGAACAGAGGUCAACCCUAACAAUAUAGGGUUAAGCAGACGUCACAUUACAGCUAGUAUCGAUGCUAGUUUAGGACGAUUAAAGACUGACUACGUUGAUCUGUAUCAGGCCCACUGUUUUGACGACGCCGGUCCGUUUGGAGGAGACGCUACGCACAUGGACGACCUAGUGAGGAUCGGGAAAAAUCCGAUACGUGGGCGUCAGCAACUUCACAGGCUGGCAGAUGCAGAAGUUGGUGGACACGACGGAAAAACUGGGACU
Messenger RNA from Physella acuta, 730 nucleotides. Its product is annotated as 1-deoxyxylulose-5-phosphate synthase YajO. The record is from RefSeq and is a predicted model, not a curated record. Lineage: Eukaryota; Metazoa; Mollusca; Gastropoda; Physidae.